This is a messenger RNA of Petromyzon marinus (sea lamprey), 4816 nucleotides long. It is a transcript of the gene KBTBD8, whose product is annotated as kelch repeat and BTB domain containing 8. Lineage: Eukaryota; Metazoa; Chordata; Hyperoartia; Petromyzontiformes; Petromyzontidae. The record is from RefSeq and is a predicted model, not a curated record. Gene Ontology annotation, molecular function: protein binding.
UAACCGCGUCGACCCCGCAUUGUCCGUUGCGAGCCUAAGUCGCUGCUGCUGCUUUUUAAGGCAUCGAAGCGGCUUUGGUGGUGCUUUUGUAAAGUGCCCGACCCGUAAUCGGAUCCGACAGCGCAGACCUUUUAGCUAAAGUUGCACUUUGAUAGCAAUUAAUUUUAAAGCCACAAUUACAAUUGUACUUGAACCCAGGUCUGAAUUGGAACGUCCCACGUUUAAAUCCUGAGGCACCAACUCUGUCAUCGUAUAAUGAGUCGAACACUUUUGUUUUGAAGGCAAUAGCGGUUGUCCCAUGGUCACGAAUUCUCACCUGGUUAAAUUAAUCUCGGACAUGGGGUAAUUAAAUAUAUUGACAGAGUUCUAUCUAGCCAAUGAAAAAUAAAUGUUUGCUUGCUUAUUGGUCUGCAGAUUUUUAGUUAAGUUAUGGCUGUCAUUAAUCUGACGACUGCAGCCCGUCAUGGCCCAUCACGCCCCAAUCCCAGCCAGAAUCCUGAAGAUGCCGUUUUUUGCGAUCUGAUUUUGGAAGUUGCCAUGUCGUCUGGGCUGUGGAAACCGUUGCUGGUGAUGAUUGCUGGCAGCAAUUUAUCUUAGAUUUGCAGUGGAUCCGUGGCCUCAACUGUGUCGAUGAGAGAUCUAUUGGGCUGGGUGCAGCCCGGGGCGUGCUUGCCCGUGGAGCAGCAUGCUUGCCAGCUGCUGCAGCAGCUCAAGGCCAUGCUGGACGAGAGACUGCUCACCGACGUGCUGCUCCUCGUCGAGUGUGGCGGCUCCUUCCCCUGCCACCGCAACGUCCUCGCUGCCGUCAGCCCCUACUUCCGGUCGAUGUUCACCAAUGGGCUGACGGAGAGCUCUCAGCGCGAGGUCUCCAUCCUCGGCGUGGAGGUGGAGGCCAUGCAGCUGGUGCUGGACUUUGCGUACACGUCGCGUGCCAACCUCACCGAGUCCAACGUGCAGGGAGCCUUCGCGGCCGCCAACCUCUUCCAGAUCCCAGGACUGCUCUCGCUCACGGCGGCGUUCAUGGCGUCGCGUCUCGACGCGCAGAACGUCGUGGGGGUGUUCGCGUUCGCCGACGCGCACCACCACGCCGAGCUGCGCGCCGCCGCCUGCGGCUUCAUCCGCCGCUGGUACCCGGCGGUGGCGCGCGAGCGCGAGUUCGGCGGCCUGAGCCGCGCCCAGCUCGAGGAGCUGCUGUUGAGCGACGACCUCAACGUGGAGCGCGAGGAGCAGGUCUACGAGAGCGUCGUGGCGUGGGCCGGGCGCGACCCCGACCGCCUGCCCGAGCUGCCCGGCGUGUUCGCGCGCUGCCUGCGCCUCUCGCUCAUGGACGCCGAGUACGUCCGCGCGCUGCCCGCGGCGCUGUCCCGCGCGCUGCGCCCGGACGGAGCCGCUGCUUCCGCAGACGCCAACCCCGAGGCCCAGGCAAGCCGGCCGCGGCUCGGAAUGACCGCCACGGAGAUGGUGAUCUGCUUCGAGGCGGCGCACAAGCAUUCCGCGCGCAAGCGCACGGUGAUCUGCCUCGACCCGGCGACGCACGACGUCUACCGCCUGAGCCGGCUACCGGGCGACCUGCGUGAGGCCGGCCUCCUCGUCACGCCCGACAACGACCUGCUGGUGGCCGGCGGCUACCGGCCGGGCUCCAACGAGGCGGCCGUGGACCACCGCGCCGAGGCAGAGUGCUGGCGCUACGAGCACUCGAGCGACCAGUGGCGCGUCUGCGGCACGCUCGUGCGCGCGCGCAUCCGCUGCCAGCUGGCGCACUGCCGGGGGGCGACGUACGCCGUGGGGGGCCACGUGUACGAGGGCGACGGCCGCAACGCGCUCAAGUCCGUCGAGCGCUACUCGGAACGCGACGAGGUGUGGACCUCGGUGAGCCCCAUGCCGGUCGCCAUGGAGUACCACAGCGCGGCCGCGGCACUGGGCAGGAUCUACGUGUUGCAGGGCGACGUGUUCCUGGCCUACCAGGCGGAGCACGACCACUGGGAGUACCUGACGCCCAUGACGGUACCGCGGCUGCAGAGCCACGCGCUCGUGUGCGGCGACUGGCUCUACUGCGUGGGCGGCGCCCUCUCCUCGGCCGCAGCCGCCGCGGCGGCGGCGGCCGCGGCGGCCGGCGGCGGCGACGGCGGCGGCGACGACGCGGGGGGGCCUUGCGAGGGCAGCCGUCGGCGCACGCUGACGGUGGAACGCUACUCGCUGCGCUACAACGUGUGGGAGCGGCGCUCGGAGCUGCCCCUGGACCCCGGCGCGAGCCCCUACGCGCGGCCCGUGGCGCUGGGCGGGCGCCUCCACAUGUUCGUGCGGCAGACGCAGGUGCUGCUGGAGGAGCUGGUGUUCAGCAUGUGCCGCCGGUACUCGCUGUACGCCAACGAGGGCGAGGCCGACACGUGGCGCGAGGUGUACACGGCGCCCGAAAGACUCUGGGACCUGGGGCGCCACUUUGAGUGCGUCGCCGCCAAGAUGUACCCGCAGUGCCUGCACAAGGUGCUGUGAUGGGGGGGGGGGGGUGCUCGAGGAUGAGGUGAGGGCACAGCGGGAGGUCCCAGAAUGCGUAGGAACUUUCCACCAAUAACUGCAGAGUUUUAUUUUAUUUAAAUAUCAACACACCGUCAUUUCACUGAAGUGCAGCGGUCGAACGUCGCCAAUAAAUCUCUCCGAUUUCGUGGCCACAAGACACCGUCUCCAUUGCGAGGCUUUGAUUAGAUUUUCCUCAUCACGAAGACUUCCAAAUUGGUGUUGGGCCGGACGGCACGCGCAGCCUGGGUGGGUGUAGCUACCAUGCGUGUUUGCGUGACGGAUCUUGUCUUAACGGAAGGUGCAAUCGGGAACCAGCGCUCUUGUUUCCUCCACUGUGUUACCACCACUCUCAAGCUCCGUUUGAUGGGACUGCCAGAACCACUUUCUGCCAUUUACGCAGUCCCUGAACGUCCACUUUUUUAUGAAUAUCACUCGGACGUGUUGCGAGCGCAAGUUGAAUGCGCCUCUAUGAUACUGAUGGUCGUAGCAGCGCCUACAAAAUUCUGUGUCCCUCGUGCGUGUGUGCUGUGCGCGAAAGUGCUGGGCGUACAGCUCUGAGCACUGCUGCUGUAUUUCUCAUCUCUCGAAAGGGGAGGGCCCCGCCCCCCCGCCCCACCCCCCGCACCCCAGGGCUGGGAUUGUUACCGGUGCUGCGAUCUGCACAAAUGUGAACACUUGGAGGCUCGCUUGGGGAAAAUGCGUAUUUUUGUCAAAAUGUGAUCUGCUGCUCGGAGGCCGCUUACUGAAUUGCCCCCCACCUCUAGUCGUUGGCCCCUUGCAGGUUGGGCUUUGUCGUUGAUGCCCCCCUGGUUUAAACGUUGUCUUUUUUAUGAUGCUUUCUCUCCACGGCCAUUCUCUGUGAACACCGUCGGAGCUCUUGACUCUUUUAAACUGGGCAUUCGCUUUUAUUUUUGAUUCUCACGCGGCCACGUCCCGCAAGCUCCUGGACGUGGCAACGGCGUUCCGGAGACGCUCGUGUGUGCCGCGUACGGCGAGGCGCUGGCUCGGUUAUCGGUGGCGCGUGUACCACGGCCCACGUGCGACCUACAUAUCGCUGGCAUUGCAGGAUUACUGGGAUAUCGCCAACUGUUGAAGGACCACACGGAUCUCGCUAAAUGUUACACGUCCCGCACCAGCGAAGUUUUCACCUUGUUGGUGUUACCAAGACGCCGCUUCAAGCGCCAUGGCGGCACCACGACCAUGGCCAUGGCGGCACCACGACCAUGGCCAUGGCGGCGCCACGACCAUGGCGGCACCACGACCAUGGCGGCACCACGGCCAUCGCCAUGGCGGCGCCACGGCCAUCGCCAUGGCGGCGCCACGGCCAUCGCCAUGGCGGCGCCACGGCCAUCGCCUUCGCCCGAGGAUUUGCUCCGUUACGGCUCGACCACCAAACUCUGGGAACGCGGCGCUACUGCUUGAUGCCUUCACUGUUCACUGCAUAACUUGAAACUACAAGAGGCUGCUGAUGUGUUUUUAUAUUGGGCAUCCUCUGGGGUAUGUGUUAAUUUGCCCGUGUUGCUGGUGUUGUGUGAGCGAAUUGUGCUUGUUAGUGUGCGGUGGGGAGGAGGUGAUGGUGCAAUUCGACCUCGUUCGGUGACUCCGGAGCGCAGCUCCCAUGUCCUGGGGUCCGUGGUGAAGGCCAUAGCAGAAAUUGCUCCCCAUGUUUAAAACCGUGAGGUGGAGGGCUUGAUGUCCACGGUCAUCGUGGCCAAUUGCGUUGAUGCCACCACAACCUGCCAACGCUUCCGCCAUCUCGCUCGGCUAGGCUAUUGCAGCCCCCCCCCCCCCCCCCCUCAGAACGCCCCACUCCGGUCUCCCAGCGUCUGCCUGUGGCUUCUUCCCUUUGGGCCACCUCUCCGGUACCUGUCUCUGUAACUGCUCUCCCGCCGUGCUGCACGAAAAUAGACCCACCAACUCGUCCGGCCUCGUUUACAAACCCAAGGGUCGUCUUUUGAAAUCCGUGAAUGGAAAUUUGUAGUGGUGCGAUUGUGCCACACUUGCACGCGUGCAUAAAGGAUGUGGCAAACAUUUUUAACAUUUCCCCUCCACCCAACAAAUGACUUCUUGUAGCAUACGAGCGCUCAAGGCGGAGGUGUGGAUGGUUGGUGGCCGUGUCCGCGUGUCCGCUGCUGCUUCCCUGCUCUCUCUUUGACUCAGGACUCCUCUUGUUUUCUUGGGGGAAGAGUCGAGUCAUGCAGAUGGGACACCUCUCAUGCAACAAAAUAAGUGUCUGGGUUUUAAAAUGUUUGUGUUGCCUUUUAUGACUUUGAGAGUUGCAAAUAAAGUUUCAAAAAAA